GAGAGUUUGUUUUGUCACAGAGAAAAAAAGAAGAGAGAAAAAGAUGCCGGCGGCGAAGCAGAGGACCCCGAAAGUAAGCCGAAACCCUGAUCUGAUCAGGGGUGUAGGCAAGUACUCUCGCUCGCAAAUGUACCACAAGAGAGGUUUGUGGGCAAUCAAGGCCAAGAACGGCGGCGUUUUCCCUCGUCACGACGCUAAGUCCAAGGUUGCAGCUCCCGUUGAGAAGCCGGCUAAGUUUUAUCCGGCUGAAGACGUUAAGAAGCCGCUCGCUAACAGACGCAAACCUAAGCCUACCAAGCUCAAAGCAAGCAUAACUCCAGGAACUGUGUUGAUCAUCCUUGCUGGUAGAUUCAAGGGAAAGAGAGUUGUCUUCCUCAAGCAACUCUCUUCUGGUUUGCUUUUGGUUACAGGACCAUUCAAGAUCAAUGGUGUGCCAUUGAGACGUGUUAACCAGUCUUAUGUGAUUGGAACCUCCACCAAGGUUGACAUUUCUGGAGUCAGCAUUGAAAAGUUCGAUGACAAGUACUUCGGGAAGGUUGCUGAGAAGAAAACCAAGAAAGGAGAAGGCGAGUUCUUUGAAGCAGAUAAAGAGGUGAAGAAAGAGAUCCCACAGGAGAAGAAGGAAGAUCAGAAAACAGUUGACGCAGCCCUGAUUAAAGUCAUUGAAGCAGUGCCGGAGCUCAAGACUUACCUCGGAGCCAGAUUCUCAUUGUCACAAGGAAUGAAACCCCAUGAGCUUGUUUUCUAGAUUUCAUCAGCAUAUCUUCUUGUUUCCCAUCAUCAAAUUUCAAGAACAUCUGUUUUCCCCUGAGAUUUUGUUCUCUUUUAAAAUUAAAAAGACUAUUUUCUCUGAUU
Molecule: messenger RNA, 855 nt
Organism: Brassica oleracea var. oleracea
Lineage: Eukaryota; Viridiplantae; Streptophyta; Magnoliopsida; Brassicales; Brassicaceae
Product: 60S ribosomal protein L6-1
Exons: 4
Coding region: 44-748 (234 amino acids)
Biological process (GO): ribosomal large subunit assembly; cytoplasmic translation
Cellular component (GO): cytosolic large ribosomal subunit; ribosome
Molecular function (GO): RNA binding; structural constituent of ribosome
Source: RefSeq, a predicted model, not a curated record